AUGAGAGCUUCUUAUCUCCAAUUUAUGCUUCUACUACUUGGACUUUUAUCUUGUAAUGCAACAAAACUUGAAUUUAGUUUCGAUUUGCGUGAUUCUAAAGUCAGAUGCAUAGAGGAAGAACGACAAGCACUCCUCCAAUUCAAACAACACCUUGUUGAUCCUUACCAUUGGCUGUCUUCUUGGGACAGUGGUGAAGAUUGUUGCAAGUGGGAAGGAAUUAAAUGCAGCAACAAAACAGGUCAUGUUGUUAUGCUUGAUCUCCAGGCAGAAUAUUGGUGGUAUGUUGAAUCUGCAACUAAACAUCUAGCAGGUGAGAUAAGCUCUUCAUUACUUGGAUUGCAGUAUUUGACUUACCUGGACUUAAGUUUGAAUAAAUUUUCCGGGAAACCUUUUCCAAACUUUGUUGGCUCACUCACUAAAUUACAACAUCUCAAUCUUUCAUAUACCUAUAUAGCCGGAACCCUUCCACAACAGUUAGGAAAUCUCUCGGGAUUGAUUUCUCUUGAUCUCAGAAGGAAUUCUGAUCUGACAGAGGCACAUAAUCUUGAUUGGUUAAUUCAUCUUUCAUCCUUAACAUACUUGGACAUGAGUCGGGUUAACCUCAGCCAGGUAGUCAAUUGGCCCAAUAAGCUUAUGAUGCUCCCUUCUUUGAUACACUUGAGUCUAAGUCAUUGCAGUCUGAUCUCCACAACGACUCCUCAGUUGUUUUCUGUCAAUGCUAAUUCCUCAUCACAACUUCUAUUUCUAGAUCUCUCUUGGAAUAAUUAUCUCACUUGCUUCAUAUUUCAAUGGUUAUUCAACUCCUCUACAAGCCUUGUUCAUCUUGACCUCAGUUAUACUAGCGGGUUACGGUGCUCCAUUCCAGAUGGUUUUGGUAGCCUAAAUUCUCUUCGAACACUACAUCUUGCUGGAAAUCAACUUGUUGGUGACAUUCCAAAAUCCUUUUCGAAUUUAUGCGCCAUAGAGUCAUUGACUCUUUCGGAUAACAAUCUCAGUGGAAGUCUUUACGAAUUUAUGAGUAAUGUGUCAAGUUGCUUGGUGGACUCCUUGCAGGAUUUUGAAAUAAGCAACAAUAGAUUAACGGGGUCAUUGCCCGAGAGUAUUAGAAACCUAUCCAAUCUUCAGAAGUUGGACGUUGCUAAGAAUUCCCUUGCAGGGGUGAUCACUGAAGCCCAUUUUUCAAAUCUCCUCAAACUGAAAAAGUUAUCUUUAGGGUUAAAUUCUUUGAUUUUGAGAUUCAGCUACGAUUGGGUUCCACCAUUCCAACUGGAUUAUAUUAAUUUGAGAUCUUGCAGAUUGGGAUCAGCUUUCCCAAAGUGGCUUCAAAGUCAAAAGAAUUAUUCUGUGCUUGAUAUUUCUGAUGCUGGAAUUUAUGACAUUAUGCCUGCUUGGUUUUGGGACUUCCCUACCAUGUUAUUCCAUUUAAGUCUGUCUAACAAUCAGUUGCAUGGGAACUUGCCAGACUUGUCAUCAUCUAGACUUGAGAGUACAAUUUCAACCAUAGAGAAGAAUAAUGGAAGCAUAUUUUAUGUAGAGUAUGCAUCCUUGGUAUGGAAAGGAAGAGAGUCUGUGUUAAAAAGUUUCUUGGGACUUGUGAAGAUGAUUGAUCUUUCAAAUAACAAAUUACAUGGAGAGAUUCCAGAAGGAAUUACUAAUCUUACAGGACUAGUUGCCUUGAAUUUAUCGAGAAACAAUUUAGUUGGAUUAAUCACUCCGAAGAUCGGUUUGUUGAGAAAUUUGUUGUCUCUUGAUUUAUCUAGAAACCAACUUUAUGGUGAAAUCCCAAUGAGCAUUUCCAACCUAAGUUUUCUUAGUCAAUUGGACUUGUCCGCCAACAACUUAUCAGGCAAAAUCCCAAUAGGAACUCAAAUACAAAGCUUCGAUGCUUCUGCAUUUUUGGGAAAUCCUAAACUAUGUGGCUCUCCACUUCCAAACGAGUGUCUAGAAGAUCUUCAUCCAAAUUACAUUAACAAUCAAGGCCACAAGAAGGAAAAUGAUGAUGAUGAUGGAUUUAUAACUAAUGGAUUUUAUGUUGCUGCAAGUCUCGGAUUCAUUGUUGGAUUUUGGGGAGUGUGUUGCAUUUCAGUGCUAAACAUACGGGAUGCUGCCGACGCCCAAGGUGGGCUGUUGACAUCGGUUGUUCAUGGUGGAUGGACGUUUGCUGAUCUGGUGGCACAGAAACCUCAACCUCUUCCAGAGGUGGACGUUCCCCUGCGAUCGCCAAAGUGGGUUGAAAAUGAUUGUCCGUCGUUGGAUGUUAUUCGAUCCUUUAUUUGCAGUCACUGGGGUAUUGUUCAACAGCCCAUGGUUUCUUCUAUGCGAAGUCCACAAAAUGUUUUUGUACAGUUUGCUAAUGAGGAUGAUUUUCUGAAGGCCUUUGCUCGUGAAUCUUGUGAUAUAGAUGGGGUGCACUAUAGAGUUUUUUAUUGGACGACUGAUUUCUGUGAUGAAGUAGAGCCAUCUCUUGUUCCGGUUUGGAUUUUCCUCCCUGAUUUACCACAGAAUUACUAUCAUCCUUUGAAAUAUUGA
Juglans microcarpa x Juglans regia is the source of this 2529-nucleotide messenger RNA. RefSeq names its product receptor-like protein EIX1. NCBI's taxonomy places the organism in Eukaryota, Viridiplantae, Streptophyta, Magnoliopsida, Fagales, Juglandaceae. Bases 1 to 2529 code for a protein of 842 amino acids. The record is from RefSeq and is a predicted model, not a curated record. The transcript has 4 exons. Gene Ontology annotation, molecular function: protein binding.